Hemibagrus wyckioides is the source of this 1021-nucleotide messenger RNA. Its product is annotated as gamma-crystallin M2-like. Gene Ontology annotation, molecular function: structural constituent of eye lens. The record is from RefSeq and is a predicted model, not a curated record. Bases 369 to 968 code for a protein of 199 amino acids. The transcript is spliced from 4 exons. Gene Ontology annotation, biological process: lens development in camera-type eye; visual perception. NCBI's taxonomy places the organism in Eukaryota, Metazoa, Chordata, Actinopteri, Siluriformes, Bagridae.
GAAACAUUAUUAUAUAAUCAACAAACAUAUCAGUUGAAAUAGUGUAGAAUUGAAAUAGCACAGAAAACACUUAAGAUAUAUGUUGUUAUAGGAUAAAAAUCUGUAUGUAUGUAUUUGUGUAUUCUGUAUGUAAUAACAGUAAUAUUAGUAAGUGACUCUUCUAUAUCUCUGCUCACAUCUUUAGAUAAAUAGAAGAGAGUCUUUGGCGCAUAAAUUCCUUGCUUCAUGGAGCUUGUCUAACUCACACAGACACCUACGCUCACUCGGACCCGUGCCCAAUUUCUGGAAACAGGGCCUCAUAAAUCUUGGCAGCAUCUCAAAAAUGGCAAAUCCAGUCACAACAACAAAACUGUUGAUCCUACAAGCCCAUGGCGGCGGUUUAUAAAACGGACGAGGCCGACCUUGCUUCACCCGAGGAAAGACUGCACCCCGCAAUCAGGAUGAGUAAGAUCAUAUUUUACGAGGAUAAGAACUUUCAGGGCCGCUCAUAUGAGUGCGAGACCGAUUGCCCAGACAUGCAGCCCCACUUCACGCGCUGCAACUCUGUUCGAGUGGUCAGCGGAUGCUGGGUUCUGUACGAGAAACCCAAUUACACGGGAUACCAGUACGUACUGACCCGUGGGGAAUAUCCCGAAUACCAACGCUGGAUGGGCUACAACGACUCAGUCCGUUCUUGCAGGACCUUCUCUUAUAACCGCGGAGGGCAGUACUGUAUGCGCAUCUACGAGCGUCCUGACUUCCAGGGCCAGAUGAUGGAGUUCAGCGACGACUGCGAGUCCGUGCAAGAGCGUUUCCGCCACAAGGACAUCUACUCCUGCAAAGUGAUGGACGGCUACUGGACCCUGUACGAGCAUCCCAGCUACAGGGGGCGCCAAUACUUCAUGUCUCCUGGCGAGUACAGGAAGUUCAGCGACUGGGGUGCGGCGUGCGCCACCACCGGCUCCUUCCGCAGGAUAACUGAGUUUUAAAUGACCAGAGGUCAUUUCUGUCCAUGUACUAAAACUUCAAUAAAAGAGUAGAA